GCGAUAUUUGAAAUGUAACCAGCAACUACUUGAGCAGCGCUGCAUCUGUAGUGGUGAGGGGCCUUACCUCCCUGAGAUUUGCACCUCCGGGGUCUUCUCUGAGCUAAGGAAUGGCUGUGCUUAAUCAGAAGUCUGUCUUGGACAUGAUUAAAGCAUUUAGAAGGAACUGGCAUGUUCUUUGUGAUUCUGAAAGAACUACUCUGUGUGGCGCAGACUCCAUGCUCUUGGCAUUGCAGCUUUCCAUGGCAGAGAACAAUAAACAGCACUAUGAAGAAUUUACAGUCUCUCUCAGUGAUGUUUUAAUGACAUGGAAAUUCUUACUACAUGAGAAAUUAAACUUACCCAUUGAAGAUAUGGAAGUGGUUGACCAUUAUGAGGACAUUAAGAAGACUUACGAUGAUUUUUUGACGAAUAGUAAUAUGGUAGAUCUGAUCGACAUUUAUAAAAAAUGUAGGAUUUUGACUUCUAAUUGUGAAAAUAAUGACAUGAUAUCCCCUAUUCAACUACUGGAUUUUCUCUGUGGCAAAGAGCAUGCAGGAGAUGAUGAAAAUGAUCUUUAUAUGCCAAUGUCACCAGUGAAACACAACCAGGAUCAUGAAAAGGUACAGCUACUAGCAAAGAAAGUUAUCUUUUCAUAUUUAAGCCUGCUAGUAAAUUCAAAGAAUGACCUGGCUCUGGCUCAUAUUCUCAAUAUUCCUGAUAGAGGACUUGGAAGAGAAGCCUUCACUGAUUUGAAACAUGCUGCUCAAGAGAAACAGAUGUCUAUCUAUUUGAUGGCUACAUCCUUUAUUAGAACAUUAGAGCUUGGAGGGAAAGGCUAUGCACCAUCACCAUCUGAUCCUUUAAGGAAACAUGUAAAGGGACUGUCUAAUUUUAUUCAUUUAAUUGACAAAUUAAAUGAGAUUCUUGGAGAAACACCAAGUCCAAGCAUUGCAGGGAGUCGUAUUCUGUCAGUGAUAAAGAUGCAGCUGACUAAAGGCCAGAACAGCAGGGAUCCUUUUUAUAAAGCAGUUGAGGAAGCUGCUCAGGCUUUGGACUUGAGGAUUAAAAACAUUAUCAAUUCUCAACAAGAGGCUGUAGCUGUCAGCACCCCUGACAUCAGUCCUGCCCGGCCAAAAUCUCAUGCCAUAAACCAUGACACUUCAUACUGUGGCAGAGAUACCGUGAAAACUUUACUAGUUCUUUUGGAUGAAGAAGCAGCCCGUGCUCCUACCAGAAACAAAGCAGAGCUUUUAUAUGGUGACGAAAGCACGAUUCAUUGUAAUGCAACUUCUAUUCUUACACUUUUUACCUCUCCCACACAAGUGAAUAACUCAUCAGUGAAACCCCUAAGAGAACGCAUCUAUAAGUCAAUGCAAGAGAAAAAAAAUAAGAUGACUCAGACAUUAAUUAGAUCGCAGUUUGCUUGUACUUAUAAAGAUGACUACAUGAUAAGCAACGAUAAAUGGAAUAACAUGAAUUCUGCAUCAGAACCUUUAUGUGUUCUUCAUAUGGAAAACGACCUUGCUGAGGGUAUAAAAUCAUCUGUUGGAAAAUCAACAAUUGCAACAAGUUCUGGAAAUGUUCAUCUGGACAGAAGUGAAAAUGACAAAGUAUCAAGAAAAUCAAGUGGCCAGACAGGAAAUAAAAGCUCAAAAAGGAAACAGGUGGAUUUGGACGGUGAAAAUAUUCUCUGUGAUAACAGAAAUGAACCACCUCAACAUAAAAAUGUUAAGAAACCUAAAACAUCAAACGAUUCACAGAAUAAAUUGGAUAGCGAAGUAGCCAAAGUAGCAAAAGGCAAAAAGUGUACUUCCAAGGCCAAAUUCAUCACUGGCCAGACAAAGUUAACUCAAUUUUUUAGACUAUGAUUGUGUCUUUUAUGUGUUUUAGAUUUAUGCAUAUGGAAAGCUGUACACCAAAGUCACAUGUUUAAUUUAUAAAAGCUCAAGGUGUCAAUUGUGAUGCUUUCAAAUUUUUCUUUGAAGUGAACGUAAGGUUCAUGUGGUAAGCAUUGUUUAAAAACACCACUGAGUCAUAAUUAUGCAGAAUUUUCACAAAGUUUAAUAUACAGAAAAAGCACAUCAUUUAGAUUAUUGGUAUGUCUUAACACUACUUUCUUUUAAAGCAGACAUUUAAAAUAAUAUACAAGUUAUAGGAACAUUAAGGGUUUUCUUCCCACUGGCAAUGAAAUGGUUUUGUUUUCUUCCCCAAAGAUGACGUGAACCAACAGGUAUCAGACUUGCCAACAAGGCCGGUAGACUCUCCCCAGCAUGCACCUGAGCACUGAAGGAAGAAUAAAAUAGUUUAAAUUACUCAAAGUACUACAAUCAUCACACAGAACUAAGAAAUAAUAAUAACAAUAACAAGAAUGGAUCUAUUAUAACUAAUUCUGAGUAAACCAAAAUUAUCAUACCUACAUGCUUCUUAUUCCCACAUUUUUGACAGUCACUUAAUGUCAACUGGAAUUGAACAUCAGUCUUAUUUGAUUUUGUUAUAUUGAGAUCCAAAUUCAGUUAAAUUCAGAGGUCUUUUUAUGGUAUUAAGAUGUAAGAACUGAAUUUUAAAAGACUACUCACUGUCAAAAUCUCUCCUUCCUAUUGGAAACUUAGCUGAGUUUUCUUCAUCCCCAAUUUCUCUCUUUUCUUGUGUUGAUUCAGUAUUCUGAACUCCAUUCUCAGCUGGAAAAGCUACAGAUCCCUUUAAUGCAAGAUAAGGCUUUAUAGCCAGAUUCAGUGGCAGACCAUGACUCACAAAAUUAUGUUUGGAGCCUGUGUUCUGUGAAGAGAAAAUUUGUGUUUUAGCUGUCUUUGGAAUGGAGCAAUGAUACUAUUGUUUAAUGCCCUUAUUGAUCAACUUAAAGAUGUUCUGCACUAGUUUUGACUCCUUAAAAACAGCUUAGAUACAAGUUUAGUCGGGGUGGAAAAAACUUUUGUAUAAAAGAUAUUCUCUGGGAUGAGAGAGCCACCUGUUUUACAUGAAUUGUCAUCAGUUAUCCUACUAAUGCAUAUUGUCACUAUUUUCAUAUAUUUCUAUUUAUUAAAUAACAAUGUCAAUUUUUCUUUUCAGAAGAUUUAAAAAAAUAAUUUACAUUUCUGUUACAAUAAAAGACAAGUCACAUAGCUACUCACCUUUGAAUUUUUGUUUUCCUCAUCAUUCAUGAAACUGUUCUCAUCAUUUUUAUACUGUUCCAGAGAAGGGGCAACAACUGAUCUUUCUGCAGUAUCUUCCUUCUGAAAGGCUUUCCCCAUCCGAAAUGUAUUAAACACCAUGUCAUCUUCUAAAUUUCUUAUGGACUUGGAAGCUGAAAGUAAAAUACCUUGAGAAAACAGAGAAAAGGUUAAUAUUAAUAUAUAGGAAGAGAGACUCAUUUUUGCCAUCCUUAGUUUGAUGUUUGCAUAAAGACAAACAAGGAUGUUUCCCAGUCAACCUGCUUGCUAAAUCCUACCUUUAUAUAUUUUCCAGGUUGAAUAGAAAGCACUUCAAAGACUUACACUUUCAUCAUUUUAGACAUGACUCAUCAGAUAGAGGCUUUUGUAUAGCUGCUAAUACCUACAUUGUUUUGGAUCUAGUGGCAUAUUGUUUAUUUUAAGUGUGACUUUUCUGAGAAUCUGAUUAAGAUCCUUGGUAAAAGGCUUUCUGUGAAGUAGAUUAUAGUCUCUUGAAAAUGGGUAGUUAUUAAGGAAGACCACAGGACAUCAGGCUCUUUCAAAUAUUAUUGUUUCCUUCAGUGUAUUUUCUGAUUAAGAUAUUAAAACUCAAGUUACUUCACUCAAGGAUAAGGAUAAAAGUUUUAUUUUCUUUUAAUUUGGAUUAAAUUGAAAUAAUCUUCAGAAGGGAUUUUCUUUGAUAAACACUUGAUGUUGUCUUUGGUGUUUAAAUGACAUAAACUUGUCAGUAUGAACAAAAAGGCAUUCAUGCUUCAUCAAAACUGGCCUGUCAGAUGUGUUUUGUCUCUAUGUUUACAAAAGGAUAACGCUGAUAUUUAUUAGUGGAUUUAGCAGUAAAUGAUUAAGAUGUCCUGGUAAAGAAUAUUUAUGUGCUCCAUAAAUGUUAAUUUUGGAUGUUAUAAGAUUUUUAAUCAUACAUUUCAGAAUUAAUGUCUACUUUUGAUUCCAGUGAGUAAGAGAAUAUAUUCUCAUAUGUUUUCUGGUAUAUACAUCUAAGAUUUUUUUAGGGUAUAUUCCAAAGUAUGGGAUUUUUGGACCCUGGAGUAUGCAUAUAUUCAGUUUUACUAAUGCCAAAAUAUUUUCCAGAAGAGUAGUAAUCGGUUUAUGGUCCCAGCAGCAGGAUCUGAGGAGUCCCAUUCUUCUAUGUCCUAGCCAAUGCUUAGGUAUCUUCCUUCCCUUUUAAUUUUUAUUUCUCUAACUACCAAAGAGGUUGAGUGCCUUUCCAUAUGUCUGUGAGCCAUUUAUCUUUCCAUUUAAUGUAAAAUACCUUUUCUCUCUGUCCAUUUUCUAUUGGAUUGUCUUUUUCUAAUUGAUUUAUGGGAAUUCUUUAUAUAAUAUUUUGGUUGUUAAUUAUUUGUUAGCCCUCUGUGGUACAAAUAUUUUCUCUUAGGUUUUUGUCUUGUCUUCUCAGCCUUCUUGUAGUAUUUUUGGGUGUUCCAAAUUGAUUAAUUUUUAAUGUUCAAUAUUUUUUCUUUA
Molecule: messenger RNA, 4625 nt
Organism: Marmota monax (woodchuck)
Lineage: Eukaryota; Metazoa; Chordata; Mammalia; Rodentia; Sciuridae
Gene: Parpbp
Product: PARP1 binding protein
Exons: 11
Coding region: 111-1850 (579 amino acids)
Biological process (GO): negative regulation of double-strand break repair via homologous recombination
Cellular component (GO): chromatin
Source: RefSeq, a predicted model, not a curated record